Euleptes europaea (tarantolino) is the source of this 2643-nucleotide messenger RNA. RefSeq names its product cilia and flagella associated protein 221 (gene CFAP221). Gene Ontology annotation, biological process: cilium movement; cilium assembly. The transcript is spliced from 25 exons. The record is from RefSeq and is a predicted model, not a curated record. NCBI's taxonomy places the organism in Eukaryota, Metazoa, Chordata, Lepidosauria, Squamata, Sphaerodactylidae. Gene Ontology annotation, cellular component: cilium. Bases 1 to 2643 code for a protein of 880 amino acids.
AUGGAAGUAGUAAAUAGUGCUUGUUCUGAUUUCAAUAAUACCAAAGGCUCUUUCAAGAAAGUCUCGCCCCUUCUUAUGGACAGUUUGGUGGAGGAACCUAAGAGAAGAACUGAUGUCCCUAAUUACCUCCUGGAAUCCAAAAUUUAUUCAAAGCUUUUAAGAAAUAGUGUGAUACAGGCCAAGCCUGCCAUAAUGCAUUAUGGAGGGUAUGAAAUUGAAAAACAUCACCAACAAACUCUGAAACUUGUGAAUAUUUCUGGCAAUCUUUUAAAUGUUCACAUUAUUCCACCCCAAACAAAGUACUUCCAGAUCAGAUACAGCAAAACACACCGACUUGUGCCUGGCUUGUCCUUUACAAUCACGGUCGACUUCCGUCCUGAUGAAUGGCGAUAUUAUUAUGACUGUAUCCGAAUCCAUUCUGAGGGAGAUGACACUUUGCUGGUUCCCAUACACGCCUAUCCUGUGAUGAAUGCUGUAGAAUUUCCAUCCUAUAUUAGCUUCUCUGAUGUUCCCCUGGGACAGUGUAAGGAAUAUGUGAUCCCUUUGCAGUGCAGCUGUCCCAUUGAUUUUGAGUUCUACAUUGAGUAUCUUCAGCCUCACAAAGCCUUUACUAUUCACCCCAUCUCUGGAAUAAUCCCAGCCAAUGGGAAAGCGGAAGUAGUUAUUGCAUUUGUGCCGUUUGAAUAUGGAACAGCCCAGAUCAAAAUCCAGUUGUGGAUUUCCCAGUUUAACUCGAAACCUUAUGAAUGUGUAUUCACAGGAACAUCAACACCGUACCCUAGUUUAAUAAAAGGAGACCUUAAGAAGAAAGAGACAACUGGGCAGAGAAAACCAAUGUCUGACGAAAAAGCAGCGACAUGCCUAGUACAGAAGAUGUCACCACCAAAACAGAAAAGUCCCCUUCCGAAAUUAAAGACCAUCGAAUAUAAAAACUUACGGUUCCCAACAGAUCUUUCCAACCCCUUUGCUGUGGCUACUGUUUUAAUCCAGGAGCCAGGCAAACUGAAGAUAAAACAGUUGAGAGAAGUCUUAGGAGGCCAAGGUGAUGGAGGAACUAACACGAGGCAGGUGAAAGAAGCUGUUUUUCAGUUGAAAGUCAAGCAGGAUAUCCAGGAAGAAGAAACGAAUCAGCUUAAAUGGCAAGUCCAUUUAGGGAAAGAUCCCAUGUCUUUGGCUUUUCACGACCAGAUUCUGGAAGAUCGGCAGAGAGCUGAAGAGCAGUACCGGAUUAGAAGAGGAGAUCCCGUUAUGGCGACGGAGUUUCAAAGGAAGAAAGUAGAAAUUUCUGUCAAGCGUAUCAUCCGAAAGGUUGGGGAGUGUCCAGAAUUCGAGCCUACAUUUGAUAUCCUGCUCAACAACCCUUGGGACCACCGGCACUGGAAUCUGCGGCGGUUCCAGCAAGCUGCUCGAAAGAUUCUGCUUGGCAAUCGCCUAACACGUCAGCUACAUUCACUAUUUGGACUAUGUAGCUUUAGAAAUCAAGACGAAGCAUUCAUAACAGAUAAACCCUCAGAAAAUGACAAAGCUGACGGCGCAGCCGCAAUAAGUGACCAGGACAGGCCUUUUCUGUUGACCGUGCGUCACAUCCUACCUUUCGGAUUCCCCACUUACAGUCCAGUGCGGUGGGCUGAUGAAUUGUUACCUGAAGUUCUUGGUAUAGUUCCUGUUAAAUCUGCGGAAGCUGAGAUUAAACAUCUUCACCACUUCUUUGAACUAAAGGUGCCUCAGCAUUUCAAGCUUAUGGCAUAUCAGCCGUUCUGCAUCCACCAUGCAGCAACCAGCUACAAAGUUCCAAAGUAUUCCCAGGUUCUGAGAAGAGGGGCAGAGGAAGAGUUGAUCCCAGUGCUGCCUGCUACAGAGGAGAGGCUGCGCCUUGCCUUGUUCCAGCCAAAAGAGGAUGUAUCCUUGGAAAUAGAAACCUCUCUCCUCAACCUUAAAGCUCCUGAAAAUUUGCUUUAUACUCCACAAGAGCAUCCACUUCAAGUUUUUAAUCCUAGCCCAGGACUGUAUGAAUUCAAACAGCCACUCCUUCAUUCGGAAAACAGCAUUGAGUAUCACCUUUCCCCUCAUCCAAGAUAUGCACUCACCAGGAAAUACCCAAUAAAGUCCAGUGUUCUGACUACACAAAAGAAAUUCCUCCAUUCCAAGGAAGUCAUUAGUGGUGUAACUACCUGGAGAAAAUUCCCACCAAUUAUCCAUUCAACCUUGCCCAAUGUUCCUGCUCUGAACAACACAGUGAUAACGUUCUGCAGUGAUUCUUAUAAUACAGACCUGCUUCCAAAAGAUCUGCCUCCCAUUGCAGAUAGCUUACCAGAGCAGGAUAAGGAAAAUGUCAUGGAUGAAGAUGGUGGGGCGGAGGCCACUGUGUUACUUGCACCAGAGAUGAUAAAAGCUGAAUUUCCACAGGCUGAUCACUCAACUGAUGAUAAAAAUAAAACAUCAAAAGAGGAGAGUGACAUAGCUGCAGACUUGAAGCCUGCUUCCUGCACUUCUCUGAAUAUUUCCACACCUGUUUCCAGAGAUGUGAGAGAUUAUUUGGAUUGGUAUUUUCAAGCUCAGAAUAACGUAUAUGGUCAAAGGAUGCAAGAAAACCUAGAGAAACUGAAAGAAAAAGCCGUUCAGAAACACCUUGUUCUGGAUUAA